This is a messenger RNA of Quercus robur (English oak), 756 nucleotides long. RefSeq lists its product as uncharacterized. Lineage: Eukaryota; Viridiplantae; Streptophyta; Magnoliopsida; Fagales; Fagaceae. The record is from RefSeq and is a predicted model, not a curated record. The transcript is spliced from 2 exons. Bases 1 to 756 code for a protein of 251 amino acids.
AUGGCUAGAAUCGGAGAUCGACGAGAUGAAAGGCGUUCUAGACCCCUCACUAGGAAGUUCAUGAGCUUCACCCCAUUAACCGCUCUGAUAGAUCAAGUCUUAAUGCAGAUCAAAGACGAAGGAGCACUGACAUUCCCUGGUAAGCUAAAGGGAGAUCCCAGCAAGAGGCGAAGGGACAAACAAGGGAAGCUACAGAGGUUCGUCUAUAAGGAAAGAACCGAUCUGCCCCAGGAGCAGGCCCUACGACGGGAGAACGAGCGACCUAGACCACCUAUAGGGGACAUAAGAAUGAACGUAGGGGGCACAACUGCUGCCGGAUCUUCCAAAAAAGUCCGUAAAACCUACCUUAGAAUGGUCCAUAACGUCCAACUUACAGGAUCCGUACCUAAAAUGCCACGAAUAGACAACCCCAUCAUCAAAUUUUCAGGAGAUAAUGCUCGGAGACUUCACCAUCCGCAUGACGACGCAUUUGUGGUUAGCUUGCAAAUAGGGGAUUAUAACAUGCAUCGGGUCCUUGUCGACAACGGCAGCUCAGCGGACAUCCUAUACUACCCGGAAUUCCAGCAAAUGAGGAUUGACAGGGAACGGUUAACCCCAACGAAUGCCCCUCUCGUGGGAUUUGGAGGAACGAAGGUGUUCCUUUUGGGCGCGAUCACACUAUCUAUGACGGCAGGUGACUAUACUCAGCAGAUCACUAGGGUGGUAACGUUUCUCGUAGUUGAUUGCUUGUCCACCUACAAUGCCAUUUUCGGAUGA